Sitodiplosis mosellana (orange wheat blossom midge) is the source of this 2776-nucleotide messenger RNA. RefSeq names its product plexin-A4-like. The record is from RefSeq and is a predicted model, not a curated record. The coding region runs from base 143 to 2776 and encodes 877 amino acids. Gene Ontology annotation, cellular component: semaphorin receptor complex. Gene Ontology annotation, biological process: sensory neuron axon guidance; regulation of cell migration; positive regulation of axonogenesis. The transcript is spliced from 6 exons. NCBI's taxonomy places the organism in Eukaryota, Metazoa, Arthropoda, Insecta, Diptera, Cecidomyiidae. Gene Ontology annotation, molecular function: protein binding; semaphorin receptor activity.
UUUGGGCAAACAAGCACUUGUCCAAAAUUCAGAAUUUCUGUCAAACCUGUUCAAUAGUUUAGCACGAAAAAAUUGAAAUGAUAAAAGAAUUGAAAUUGGAAAGUGUGUGAUUGGAUUGCAUCAGCGUUGUGAAAUAGUUGCAAUGAAGAAACUCAAACAAGUGUUUAUGUUCGCCAUGAUCGUCGAACUUAUUUUGGGUGUGUGCAUUGUAAAAGGAGAAUCAGUUGAGCACACAAAGAUCACACAUCGAAAUAGUCUGAAUACCGAUUUAAACCACUUGGCAGUUGAUCGUGAAACAGGAAACGUAUAUGUUGGCGGUCGCAAUAAGCUCUUUCAACUGACGUCAGACUUAAAGAAUAUAACAGAAGCCGAGAUUGGUCCUCGAAAUUCGUUCGACAAUUGUAAUUUAUUCGAUUAUUUUUCGUUAGAAUGUCAACAGGCCAAACGUAUCGAUAAUAUGAACAAGGUUUUGUUGAUUGACUACAAUAUAAGACGACUUAUCACUUGUAACACGGUGCCCCAAGGAGCGUGCUCGACAAGAAGUUUACAAAAUAUUUCACUCCCAGAAGAAAAUAUUACAGAAUUUGUUAUUGCUAAAACUGAAAAUCAGUCAACUGUAGCAUUUCUUGCACCGAAUUUUUCCGCAUCCACCCCAACAAAUGCGAUGUAUGUCGGAGUUUCAGCUGUUUUAAAUUCUUACAAUCAAAUUGAUGUUCCGGCAAUUUCGACCCAUCGUUUGGAAAAAAACAGUAUGUUUCACAUUUUAUCUGUGAACAUAAACACCGGCACAUUGAUACAAAUCCGCCCAGAUGUGCCACUAUAUACAAUUCGAUAUGUGUACGGUUUUAGUUCCCAAGGUUUUUCAUAUUUCUUAACGACUCAAUUGAAACACAGCUCACCGAAUGACACAAAUGAAUACAUAACGAAGUUAGUUCGCGUGUGCCAAAAUGACCCAUAUUAUUACUCGUACACUGAAGUUCCAGUCGACUGCGUGAGCGAAGGUCAAUCGGUCAAAUACAAUUUGGUUCAAGCCGCAUUCUUGGGCAAAUCUGGGGAGGAUUUAGCGAUUGAUCUAAGAAUCAAUACCACCGACGAUAUUCACCUUCUCAGUGAUGGUGGUGAACAGGCAAUCGUUUCUGUACCACUGGCAACAUUUGAAGAGCAGGUAACGGCUAUUGCUGUCACACAAUUCAAUAGAAAUACUUUAGUGUUGAUUGGCACUAUGGAUGGCCGUAUAAAAAAGCUGUCUAUAGAAUCAGGAUCGGCGAAAAUCGAAAAGGCUGACAUAAAAGUGUUUGAAAACUCCCCAAUCAAUUCAAUGCAAUUUGAUGUAGAUGAAUUAAGCCUCUAUGUGAUGUCAAAGAAGCAAGUUGUUAAGGUUAAGGUGUACGAUAAUUGUACAGUUUUCGCUAAAUGUGACGAAUGUGUGGAUGCAAAAAACCUCUAUUGCGGCUGGUGCCCGCAUGUGAAUCGAUGCACUUUGGAAUCCAACUGUCUUGAUGAAAACUAUAGCUCUGUUUCGUGGAAAAACUACUAUUGGCACCAAAAUGGAUCGUCAAUUCAAGAAAUAUGCACUUCUCCAGCCUUAACACCGAAUCUAACCAACUUCAUUUUCUAUCCACCCAUCGUGCCAUACGAUAGUAAAUCUCUCAUAAAAAUUAUUACAAAACCGUUUAUCAACGAUUUUUCAAUGUGGUACGUUAAAGUGAAAAUUGUUGGUGUUAAAUGUGCGGCGAACGACAUAAUUCUACAUACAGUGCCCAUCGAGUGUGUAUUACGAUUCUCUAAAAUACGCCAAGGGAAAAUUCUCAUUCAACAAUUCGGGAAAGCUGUGAUAUCAACAAAAAAUUUCCAAAUUGUUAAUCCGACAAUCGAUAAUUUUGAGCCAAAAUACGGUCCUAUAUCAGGUGGUACGCUGAUAACAAUUACUGGCCAACACUUGAGUGCUGGUAGAAAGAUCUAUGCAUAUAUGGGUGAUUCGCAUUGUUAUAUUCAGUCCAAUGAAGAAAAUCGAACGGUUUGCCAAAAUACACAACCAAAAGAUAUACGGUCUGGCAAACUACGAAUGACAUUCGAUAGUGCCACUCGCGAAUAUGAUGGACAAAAUUUUCAAUUCGGAGAUGAUCCAACAAUAAUUUCAGUUGUAUCAUCCAAACUGAGUCAUGGGGCGCCAAGAUGUAUUCCGGCAGGUGGUUUGAAUAUUAUUGUACACGGAACAAGUUUAAAAAUCAUACAAAAGCCAGAAUUGUAUAUUCAUUACGGCAAUAGAAACUUUUACUCCGAAUGCAAUGCAACAAAUAAUACGGUAAUGAGUUGUAUUUCACCUAUCAUCGGUGCUGACAAUGAAAAAUUAGACCCCGACAAUCCAACAAAAUUGGAAUUCGGAUUCAUGAUGGAUCGUGUAAUGAGUGUACGAGAUCUCUCUACCAAGGGCUAUCCAAAAUUUGAGCUCUAUCCAGAUCCAACGUAUGAUACGUUCCCGGAGUUGGUGAAAUAUAUUGAAAAUCAACAACAACUGGCGAUCACAGGAAAAAACUUGAAUCUCACCUGCGAAAUAAACGAUGUACGUGUCAUGGUUGGUGAAGAUCUUUGUAAUAUUACAUCACUUUCGCGGAGUUUACUUGAAUGCCAACCACCACAAUUGAUUGCGAAAAAUGAAUUUCUCAAGGUCACAGUGCAAGUUGGUCGCGCCCUUAAAUUUAAUAUUGGCGUUGUAAGCUAUGACGUACCAGUCAAUCAAUCUCUAAAUAGUUCGUACAGACAGUUUUCAUUAUGA